CACAAUGCAUGAAAAUGAGAAGAACGAGAUUUACGUCGGAAUCCAUUUUCCGUAUUAUUAUAAGAAAACAUUACGCUGCCCUAUUUUAUUGCAUGAUACCAAAAUUGAUUCUAUCCAAGCCCACAAUAACAAAUAAAGUAAUAAAACUAUGCAUUUGCAUGCUUAUAUUUUAAAUCGGCCGCGUCUGACAAGCGGCGGUGGAAAUAUUUAGGUGCAGCUAUACUGUAAAUAGCGCAUUGCCGCCUGCAAUUAGUGCCUUAUAGAUUUUAUGGCUGCAUGACAGCUUUUAAAAUCAAGGUCGCACAGGUGUAGAAAGCCUGCCAGGAUAGAUCUCUACAAAUCGCACUAUGCUUCCAGUGUGUGAUAUUGGUAUUGCAGAAAAGAAGGCAAGCGACCUUCUAAGAAGUGCGCGCAUCUGUGAAAUGUAAAUAUAUGAAAUGCAAUUAUGGAGACCUGUUUUAUAUUUCAAAAGAAGUGUAAAAAGACCAACGAAAAAAUAACCAAAACAAGCAGAAUUGCAAAAUAUCCACCAGCUUGCGUGCGAGU
Molecule: messenger RNA, 546 nt
Organism: Kickxella alabastrina
Lineage: Eukaryota; Fungi; Kickxellomycota; Kickxellomycetes; Kickxellales; Kickxellaceae
Exons: 1
Coding region: 9-173 (54 amino acids)
Source: RefSeq, a predicted model, not a curated record